Molecule: messenger RNA, 366 nt
Organism: Acanthoscelides obtectus
Lineage: Eukaryota; Metazoa; Arthropoda; Insecta; Coleoptera; Chrysomelidae
Source: the annotation of a GenBank genome assembly
AUGUGUUACACCUCAGGGGGCCCAGCCACUCUAUGGCAACCUGUAGCAGAGGAUAGCACCACUGAAGCGAAGGUCGGGCUGGGAUGUCCUCAGGGAGGAGUGCUAUCUCCUUUUCUAUGGGCAGUCCUGGUAGAUACGCUUCUUCAGGGACUUACCGCCGAAGGUUUUUACUGCCUGGGGUAUGCCGACGACAUCGUAGUCGUAGUUAAAGGCUUUCAUGCCAGGACCAUUUCCGAAUGCUCACAAAGGGCCAUGGAUAUUGUGAACACAUGGUACAGGACGCACAAGAGAACCGUCGCCACUUUCACACGAAGACGGGUACUAGAAGACCUCAUGCCACUAACCAUCUUUGGUACAGAUCCCUGA